Carassius gibelio (silver crucian carp) is the source of this 2230-nucleotide messenger RNA. RefSeq lists its product as uncharacterized. The transcript has 2 exons. Bases 215 to 2125 code for a protein of 636 amino acids. The record is from RefSeq and is a predicted model, not a curated record. NCBI's taxonomy places the organism in Eukaryota, Metazoa, Chordata, Actinopteri, Cypriniformes, Cyprinidae.
UGUGGGCAGUGGGCAAGAGGGACUGUGAUAACGACAGAUGUCUCACAAACCGUGGGUUUAACAGGAGGACUGAAAAGAGAAAAAACGCCCAGUCGCAGAUCGGACCUCAGGGAGAGAGUACUGCCUCGAACUGAUUCACAUUACAGGAGAAAAGAAAGUGUAUUCAACGCACUCUUACUCACGGAUUAACACAGAAACAGAUAAAAAGAACAUCAUGGGAGGCAAGCUAAGCAAACGGAAAAAGGGAUACGAUGUCAAUGACCCUAAGGAGAAGAAAGAGGAGAGUGUUGGGGCAGCAGUUGAACCAGCUGAGAAAAAGGCAGGGACCCCUGUGACUGAGUCGGAAGCUGCACCUCAGGAGGCUGCUGCAGUAAGUGCAGCUCCACCAGUGGUAGAGUCUGAGGCACCAGCAGAGAAGUGUGCCUCUCAUUCAGCAGCACAACCAGAGGUGAAGAUGGAUGAUGCCGCACCAGAAAAACCAGUGGCUAAAACAGAGGCAUCUACAGCUGCACCCAAGGAACCAGAAAGUGCUCCAGAGAAACCAGCAGCUGUACCAGAGUCACAAGCAGCAGAGGUACCAGCAUCUGCAUCAGAGGCAACAGCAGUAGAGGCAACAGCUGCUACACAAGAAGAACCAGCAGCAGAGGUACCAGCAGCUGCAUCAGAGGCAACAGCAGUAGAGGCAACAGGUGCUACACAAGAUAAACCAGCAGCUGCACCAGAGGCAACAGCUGCUACACAUGAGGAACCAGUAGCAGAGUCAACAGCAGCUGCAUCAGAGGCAACAGCUGCUACACAAGAGGAACCAGCAGCAGAGGUACCAGCAGCAGAGGAACCAGCAGCAGAGGAACCAGCAGCAGAGGAACCAGCAGCAGAGGAACCAGCAGCAGAGGAACCAGCAGCAGAGGUACCAGCAGCAGAGGUACCAGCAGCUGCAUCCGAGGCAACAGCUGCUACACAAGAGGAACCAGCAGCAGAGGUACCAGAAGCUGCAUCAGAGGCAACAUCUGCUACACAAGAGGAACCAGCAGCUGCAUUAGAGAUACCAGCAGUGGCACCAGAGGUAUCAGCAGCCAAGGAACUUGCAGAUGCACCAGAAGCAUCAGCAGCCGAGGACCCUUCAGCUACACCUGAGGAACCAGUGACAAAAGAACCUGCAGCUGCACCAGUAGUAGAGGAAUGUGCAGCUGCACCUAAGGCACCAGUGACAGCGAACCCUGUGGCUGCAACAGAAAAACCAGCCGCUGCGCCAGAGAUACCUGUGACAGAGGAACUAGGAUCUGAGCCACCUGCAGCUGCACCUGAGGAACAUGCAACUGUCCCAGAGGCUGAGGAUUCUGCAGUUGCACUCAAGGAUCCUGCACCUGUGCUAGAAGAGCCUGUAUUGUCACCUAAACUUGAAGCUUUGCCAGUGGAACCUGUCACAGAGAAAGCAGUGGAGAAAGUGGUUGAGGAGGCUGAAAAUACCAGUGAAUUGUCCACCGAAAUUACAGACACCACUGAGGUUACACCAGAACCAGAGACUGUUACUGAGGCAGCAGCUCCAGAGCCAGUCGCCAUGUCUGCCCCAGUGUUUGAACCGGUCUCCAAGGAAUUGAGUUCAGAGGUUGAGAUGACUGUGCCUUCGCCAGAGGAACCCACACCAGUCACAGAGCCUGAAUCUGAAACUGCUCCACCCCCUGAGGUUACACUAACACAAGCAAGUCCUGAGCCAUCCCCAGAGGAGCCAACACAACCCGAGCCUAUGGCAGAACAAAAGAGUGCAGAUGAGUCCAUUCCUGCAAUCGUCAUCUUAGAAUCAACCUCAACCAAUGAGCUAUGCCUUGAGGAACCUGCCUCAACUGUCACAGAUCUGAAGCUGAAUAAUGGAGACUGUGAGAGUGCUGGGUCAGCAGAGGAAUCUGUGUUGACUCUCCCUGAGGUAAAUGGAGAAUGCCAUGAGCAAGCAUCAGACAUAGCCCCUACGGAGGUCUUUGAGUCCCCAGUUGAGGCAUGUAUAAAUGGUGUGAAGGACAAAGAACCCCCUCAAGAGCUAAGUGACUGUGAACUGAAAAAGGAGUUGAGUUUGGGUGCUGACUUUCAGGGUCCAGCUCCAAUUGGCGACAUGGUAGAAGUGCCACAGUGAGUCAGCUGAGCUGUCGACCUCAUUUGAGAAAACACCUUCAAAUGUGAAUUCCAUAUUGAUGCAAACAAAAAAGUGAAACAAUCGCCUGACAACACAGGCUUUUUG